Messenger RNA from Cladocopium goreaui, 501 nucleotides. The record is from the annotation of a GenBank genome assembly. Lineage: Eukaryota; Dinophyceae; Suessiales; Symbiodiniaceae.
AUGGCCCACAAGCGGCACUGGGGACUCACAAUGGUCACAAUGCGCAUGCUCUUCUGGUGCAUUUUGACGCUGCUACGCGCCGAAGGGCAUGAGGAAGGGGAGGGCGAAAGGCGUGCUGGAGAUUUCGUAGGAACACACAACGAGAACGAUGGCCUGCAAGAUGGGCGCCAUGAUCGAUUUCCUUGCACGAAGGAGCCCCAGGUAAUACCUUGGGACAAUGCCCAUGUCUUCAAGAUCAAUCAUGAGCCCUUCACAGAUGAGAAGAAGGUCUUCGUGAGGAAAGGUGAGGUCCCUCCACUGACACAGGUCAGUGUGGCAGAUUUCAAGGAUGGCGGCUACUUUGAGGCCCAUGACCACGAAGACAUGUUCGAGAUCUUUUACGUUCUUAACGGGAGCGGGAAAUUUGCCAUCACCGAACGUGGCAUUGACGGAGAGUCGUGGCGCCGCGAAGAAAUCAAAGCAGAAGCCCGGCAGUCAACAGAUUCAGCAUCAUACACAUAG